This is a messenger RNA of Dreissena polymorpha, 12987 nucleotides long. Its product is annotated as guanine nucleotide-binding protein G(s) subunit alpha-like. Gene Ontology annotation, cellular component: heterotrimeric G-protein complex. Gene Ontology annotation, molecular function: GTP binding; G protein-coupled receptor binding; GTPase activity. Gene Ontology annotation, biological process: adenylate cyclase-activating dopamine receptor signaling pathway; sensory perception of chemical stimulus. NCBI's taxonomy places the organism in Eukaryota, Metazoa, Mollusca, Bivalvia, Myida, Dreissenidae. The transcript is spliced from 11 exons. The record is from RefSeq and is a predicted model, not a curated record. Bases 243 to 1367 code for a protein of 374 amino acids.
CCAUCGCUGUCAGAUAUGCGAUUAGUGUAUUAAAAUGUCGGCACACGGAGAUUUUGUGUUAUAUUCAUGACAAAUAGUGUUUUUCUCGGGCUCUCAGUUGGAUUAGCCUCCUUGUAGCCCGAGAGUUGAGGAUCGCAUUCGCGUUGGAAUUAAGUGAAAUCGGGUGCCGGGUUUUGGACGGGAUUUGUUAAUGCUGUGAAACUGGGUUCUAGCUCGGUAAAGAUAUUCGUCCAUUUUGUAAGAUGGGGUGCUUUAGACAUACUGAUGAAGAGGAAAACCAGCGCAGGCAAACGAACAGAAAGAUUGAGAGGCAGUUGCAACGGGAAAAACAGUCCUACCGCGCGACACACCGACUGUUAUUGUUAGGUGCUGGAGAAUCCGGAAAGUCUACUAUUGUAAAACAGAUGAGAAUUCUCCACGUCAAUGGAUUUAAUUCUGAAGAACGAAAGGAAAAAAUAGAGGACAUAAAAAGAAACGUACGGGAUGCUAUUUUGACCAUCACUGGUGCCAUGUCCGUGCUGAAUCCACCAGUUAUGCUAGAAAAUCCGGAUAACCAGUUCCGAGUGAACUACAUACAGAACGAGUCAAUGGUGCCUGACUUUGAUUACCCAACAGAGUUCUAUGAACACACAGAAAUUCUCUGGAAAGACAAGGGAGUCCAAAGCUGUUUUGAACGAUCCAAUGAAUACCAGUUAAUAGAUUGUGCCCAAUAUUUUUUAGACAGAGUACAUAUAGUAAAACAACCAGACUACACACCUACAGAACAGGAUAUUUUACGAUGUAGAGUGUUAACUUCAGGAAUAUUUGAAACAAAGUUUACAGUUGAUAGGGUUAAUUUUCAUAUGUUUGAUGUGGGAGGACAGAGGGAUGAAAGGAGGAAAUGGAUACAGUGCUUUAACGACGUCACAGCUAUUAUUUUCGUGGCUGCGUGCAGUAGCUACAACCUGGUGCUGCGUGAAGACGCAACACAGAAUAGACUGAAAGAGUCCCUGGAACUUUUUAAAAGUAUUUGGAAUAACCGAUGGUUGCGGACUAUAUCUGUUAUAUUAUUUUUAAACAAACAAGAUCUGCUAGCGGAAAAGGUGAUGUCAGGAAAGUCCAAAAUAGAAGAAUACUUUGCCGACUUUAAACGUUACCAAAUUCCAGCAGAAGUGCAACUUGAGCCUGGUGAUGAUCCAGAAGUAGUGAGGGCGAAGUAUUUUCUUAGAGAUGAAUUUUUGCGGAUCAGUACAGCCUCCGGGGACGGGCGCCACUACUGCUAUCCCCAUUUCACCUGUGCUGUAGACACUGAGAACAUUCGUCGAGUGUUUAAUGACUGUCGUGAUAUCAUACAAAGAAUGCACCUGAGACAGUACGAGCUGCUGUGAUGUCAUACGUGCGCGGUGCGGGCUGUUUUUGAGCCUUGCUUUCAUUGCAUCUGCAUUGUUGUAGUAACACCACUGGAAUGUGAAGAAAAGAAAAGAACUUUGACAACUUAACAUACGCGCUUACCAUAACAAAACAGAUAAACAACAGACUCUUUAAUAUGUGUACAAAGAUGUUAAUUGGAAGUCGUUGAGAAAAAUAGCUUGAAAACAAACUUAAACAGUGGUACAAUUGUUGCAAUUGAGAGUAGUACAUUUGGCGUUUGUUCUUACAUUUUUGUAUAUCAUAGCACAAAACUGAACAAUGUACUGUGUAGGCAAUGUGAGAAUGUCGUGCAUUUGUGCCGCAGGUUUCAAGCCUGUAAAUGUUUUGUUUUUCGUUUGUUUUUAUAGUGUUAUAGAAACAGAGAUGACGUCAUCUUUGUUCAUACAAUUUUAUGGAAAUGGAGGUAAUGAAUUUUCCAUGCUAAGUUCUUGAAGCUUUGAAUUAGCUUUUGAAAAUAGAAUUGAAAAAGCAUACUGGAGUGGGAUAUUUUUAUAAUUCUUUAAAUACCAAAUUUGUAAGCAUCACAAAGAUAUUUAUAUUUCUUGUACGAGGUUUUCUGUAAGAUUUUUUAGUGAAAAUGAAAAUAUCAGGAAAGAAUUGCAUUUAUAGUCACACAUAAAAUACAUACUGUACUUAUUUUCUCAAUGGUGUGUUUAUGCAUGAACUUGCAUAAAUAUGUUUUACACACAUGUAUAUCUAGAUAACAGUAUAGUCUGUGUUGAAAAUAUGAACAUGAAGCUAGAGUAUGAUCAUUAUAGGAAAAUGUGAUUAAAUUCAUUUUGUUCAGUUUUGUGUGAGUUUUUUUAUCAGAAGAAGUGAAGUUGAAAUACAUAAUGUGCAGAAUAUCAGUAUAAAAUCCUCUGUUUUGGAAAUAAGAGACAAGGCAUAUGAAAUUGAAAUGAUUGAGCAUAAAAGGGUGAUAACUAUCCUGGUAUAUAAUGAUCAACGUUGCGAUUUUUGUGGGAUAUGUUUGUGUUUAUUCAGUGUAACUUUAAUGAACUCGUCAAGUCAUGUGAUAGUUUCAUGUGUUUGAAGAUGCGAAUAAGGAAUUAAGUGUGUGAUUUUUUGUUCUGGUUUUGUUUGAUUGUAAAUCUACUCAUUAUCUUGUGACUUUUAGGACAUGUUUUUAAAUUAAAUGCUUUUUGAAAUAUAUUUCAUUUAACAUAAUGUUUAUUUAUUGUUUAUUUAUAGAAGACGGUUUUGUACUGAUUCUUGUUUAUAUUUAUUUGACAGUUUCCUUUUUCAAAUAUUUAUGUAAUAAAAAAAUUCUGUCUAAGGCAUUAUAUUUAGAUCAUUUGUAGUAUUGCCUGAAAAGUAAGAAGUUAAGUUCAACAUAAAAAACUACCGGGUAUUUGACAUCAUGGUGGUUGGUCAUUCUCAGAUCACUCAGUGCACAUUUAUCUAGUAGUAAAUAUGGCAGUUCAAUGUUAGUUAUUAUGACAGCCAGUCUUUAUUUAUUUUUUUAAUCUAAUUGUCACUAUUGUCACAGUGACCAUCAUUUUAAUUGUCACUAUUGUCACAGUGACCAUCAUUUUAAUUGUCACUAUUGUCACAGUGACCAUCAUUUUAAUUGUCACUAUUGUCACAGUGACCAUCAUUCUGACCUAAAGAACACUUUGAAUAUAACUUGAAUAAUCCACAGUAAUAAUUGAGUGUAUGGUAAGCAUGAAACUUUUGAAAUUAAUUAAGAAAAUAUUCAUUGAACUUUAAACAAACAUAUGUAACUAUACCUGGCUGUAUGAAGUAUCUUCUUCAAUUGUCUUCUUUUAAAAUGCUUUGAAUCAUCUUUCAUUGCCUUGGACUUUAACAAGACUUGUUUGUUAAGCAAUUAACUUAAUAAAGUCAAUCUUUCUGAAUUGCUUUAUCCCUUUACCACUUAGAUACAUAUUUUGACGCAUUUGUAGUCCCUUAGAAAGUUAAAUUUAAUUAAAGACCUGCUAGAUUUAAGUUUUAAAGGCUUCAUUUCCAACCUUUAGAUACUGGUGAUCUGCAAACAGAAUAAAACCAGAACAGACUACAUUGUCAAUAAAAUAUAUCAUCCAAGAGUCAAAUAUAUAUAUAUUAUGUAUGCAGAUAGCUCUCAUAAUAACUGGCCAAUGUCCACACACAUAUUGUUCCAUGUAUAAAGUAAAGAGAAUAUGUUGUGCGGCUGAGCAUUCAAAUAAUAUGACUUUUCUGGAGAAAAUGUGCCUGCAUGUAGAUCAUGUGACUCUUGUUAUAUUGAACAGUCUUUUUGUAAUUUUUAUAUGUGGCUAAUUAAGUAUAAGUUUCAGAUACAGUUUUCUUUGUGCUAUUUUGAUGUUUUACGUAAAAUACUUUGUAAAGAGGGAUUUUCCAUCACUUUAAUAUGUCCUUUCUGCUCCUUUACAUUUUUGUCAUUGAAGUGAGUCUUAUUUUUGCAACCUGUCUGAAAAUAGUAACAGUCAUUGGAAAAAUCUCUAUAAACUAGAUUCAGUGCAAAACUGUGCAUUAUUGACUUGUCGCAAGAUUUAUGUAAAAUGUGUACCACCAUUUUUUGCUCGCUGUUAAAUAUUGUUGACUGUUUUUCGUGCAGUACCUGUAAAGUGGAUUGAUAACGUUUGCCUUAUACAAAUGUUUCUAAUAUACAAUUUCUGCUGCUCUGUUAUUUUAAGAAUUUUAAAACCUACUUCGAGACUUGUUUAUUGCUUAUUAUAGCAGCUAAAACAUAUUUUUGGAGUGAUGUGUACUGGAUUCACUAUGGACAUCUGUAAGUAGACUUAAAAUGUGCACCAUUUAAAUUUACAUGUGUUGUUCCUCAUGAUUUGACAUUAUGCAUAUGCAUUCUUUAUGACCCUAUGUUAAAAAUUUGCUAAAGUUAUGCCUCUUUGCCAACUUAAAAAAACCAUAACAUGAUGGUUACAACUUGCAGCAUGUGACAACAUGCAUCAUCUGGGAGUUAUUUGUUGAUACUGUGACCAGCUCUAGUUUAAAUUGCUGCUCAAAUUUUCAAUUUAGUGAAAUACAAACUUGGUAGGGAAGUAAAUAUAAUUGUUUUAAAUGAAUUCUAAGUUUAUGUUACAAACCUCUUUAAUUAAAAAGUUUAGUAGGGGUAAAACAUGAAAUCGCGUUUCAGAUACAUUUCUUUAUUUCAAACUGGUAAUUUAUCAAUUCCUAAUUGCAAACUAUUUAAGCAUAUUUUGGUUUAAGAAUUUAAGAAAAUGGCAAUUAAUUAGUAUUAAUCUUUAAAGCUCACCUGGGCAGGUUUUGUGAUUUAUCCUUUGUGAACAAUCAUCUUGUUAACACUAGACACAACAAUUAUUGUCCAAUCAUGAUAAAUCUUGGUUCAAACAUUGCUCCUUUGGCCAAGUUCAAAACUAGGUCAGGUGAUGUAUGAAACUAGGUAGCCAGGUUAAAUGAAAGAAGAUGCUAGUUGACAUUCUUGAAGUUACAAUUUAUAUCCAAUCUUCAAGAAACUUGCUCAGAACAUAAACUAUUUCCUGAGUUCAAAAAUGGUUUUGAUCUAUUAAAAUGUAUUGUGGCCAGGAGCGCGGCGCAGUUUUCCUUAUAUUGCUGUAGUGAAACCUAGUAAAACUUUAGUAGUAGUCACAUUUUUGGCUUCAUUAGCUUGAAACUUGCUCAGGAAAUAAGAUUAAUUUAUACUUUGGACAAGUGUUUUAAUAUUUCCAAAAACAUUGCAAAAGCUGCUUAGAACAAAUUCCUUUGGGUUUCAGGUGAGCCAUCUGCAGCAUUUGGUCCUUUUAUUUCUUGUGAAAUGUGAACUUAAAUACAAUUGAAUGUAGAUAACAGUCCAUUAUAAAAGAAAUAUUUAUGUUUUCAGAUAUUUGUUGUUUUUUUUAAAGAAAAUCUUAAACAUUCAAAUGUAAUCACUAAAAUGGUCAUUUGAUUUGAACUCGGUGGAUUUGGUUGUGAUAUUUGUUUAUUUACAUGAAAUUCUUUCUAUAAAGAUGAAGUCAAUAUGAAUUUUAACAAAUGAGGCUCACAAUCGAAAUAUCUUUUUGCGAAUCUGUUUGUUAUGGAAGAUGACAUAUUGUUAUUAUAUCUCAACCUCUGCGCAGAGAUUUGGAACUUACAUGACUGGAUCAAAUCCCUGCCGUUAUAACCAACUACUGAUGAUAGUUGAGCCACCUGGGUACAAUAAUUUUCCUGUUGUUAUUUUUACUUUUUUUUUUUCUUUUUUUUUAAUAUAUAGACCUAAACUUAUAUACUAUUUUUCAAAAUAUAAAAGAAAAUGAUACUACUUUUGAUAAUGUAAUACUUAAAAAAGAAAUCCUUCCAGAUAUGUGCAGAGAGAGCAAGGAACAACAACUCUGCGUGGAGAUUGAUGGUAUCUGUCAACAUUUAUACUGUGUAGUUAUAUCUCUGUUAACACUGCUUCUCUCUGGAAGAUUACAAGUCUUUUUUGGGGGAGUGUACAAACUUAUGUAUCAUUUUUUGUUGUUUCUAUAGUUAUAUAUAGUGUGUUUUUACUUUCAACUAAUUGACUGCAAUACAUUUGUACUAGUGUUUUUGUGUUCACUUUUUUAACUAACAUACAAACAUAUUUGUGCUUGAGACAUUUUUAUGAUAAAAUAUUUUAUGAAAAACUGUUUGUUCUUUACAACUAUUUAGCAUAUUUUAAAGACUCACGGUGAUACAAUGAUGAUUUUAUGUGUUUUGAAGAGCACAAUUUGUUGUGAUUGAGUUUGCAAAUGCUGUAAGUAGCAUUGACGAUACGUGGAAAUAACACUCCCUCACAGAAAAAUGAAUGUUGAAAACCACUGUACAUUAUAAAAGUUUACUGUAAUAUAAACAUGUACAUAUUUAUAUACAUGUAUAUAUAAAUAUAUAUAUAAAUAUAUGUUAAGUCAUUGUUUUGGAAUCAACUGUUGUGUCUGCAUUAUCAGUUUCUGAUGUAUUGAACGCUGAUAGCUUAAAACUGUUGCUGUAGAGUUUGUCUAAAGGUUCAGACAUGUGUCUCAUCUUUAUAUACAGAAUGUGCAGCAAGUCAAUAUGGUAUACACAUGUUUCACUAGGAAAGCAUAGAAACAAAUCUUAACUAACUGUGCUGAGCAAACAAAUGUAACUUUUUACAACAGAUAGCUAGCAUUGUAUUUAUCUCAUACUCAAUUGUGCCACUGUUAGGGGAAAAAAAAACAAUGCUUUUUCAAAAACAACCUCAUACAUUUAUAUACUUAGCAUAGACCCGUUUUCACAGGUAAAUUUGUUCAGUAGCAUAUCUGAUGGAAGUUAUGUAAUCUUGGGAAAUUGUAAUAUGUAAAUAAUACCUUUUUUACAAAUUAAUAAAUAUAACCUUGUUAGAAUUUUUUUUUCGUUGAUUUUUUUACACCUGUUAUUAUUAUGCCCCCCUUCGAAGAAGAGGGGGUAUAUUGCUUUGCACAUGUCGGUCUGUCCGUCCACCAGGUGGUUUCCUGAUGAUAACUCAAGAAUGCUUGGGCCUAGGAUCAUGAAACUUCAUAGGUACAUUGAUCAUGACUCGCAGAUGACCCCUAUUGAUUUUGAGGUCACUAGGUCAAAGGUCAAGGUCACGGUUACCCGAAAUAGUAAAAUGGUUUCCGGAUGAUAACUCAAGAACCCUUAGGCCUAGGAUCAUGAAACUUCAUGGGUAGAUUGAUCAUGACUCGCAGAUGACCCCUAUUGAUUUUCAGGUCACUAGGUCAAAGGUCAAGGUCACAGUGACCCCAAAUGGUAAAAUGGUUUCCGGAUGAUAACUCAAGAACGCUUAGGCCUAGGAUCAUGAAACUUGAUAGGUAGAUUGAUCAUGACUCGCAGAUGACUCUAUUGAUUUUCAGGUCACUAGGUCAAAGGUCAAGGUCACAGUGACCCGAAAUAGUAAAAUGGUUUCCGGAUGAUUACUCAAGAACGCUUGGGCCUAGGAUCAUGAAACUUCGUAGGUACAUUGAUCAUGACUUGCAGAUGACCCUAUUGAUUUUGAGGUCACUAGGUCAAAGGUCAAGGUCAUGGUGACCCGAAAUAGUAAAAUGGUUUCCGGGUGAUAAAUCAAGAACGCUUAUGCCUAGGAUCAUGAAACUUCAUAGGAACAUUGAUCAUGACUCCCAGAUGACCCCUAUUGAUUUUGAGGUCACUAGGUCAAAGGUCAAGUUCACGGUGACCCGAAAUAGUAAAAUGGUUUCCGGAUGAUAACUGAAGAACGCUUAUUCCUAGGAUCAUAAAACUUGAUAGGUAGAUUGAUCAUGACUCGCAGAUGACCCCUAUUGAUUUUCAGGUCACUAUAUCAAAGGUCAAGAUCACGGUGACCUGAAAUAGUAAAAUGGUUUCCGUAUGAUAACUCAAGAACGCUUAUGGCUAGGAUCAUGAAACUUCAUAGGUACAUUGAUCAUGACUGGCAGAUGACCCCUAUUGAUUUUCAGGUCACUAGGUCAAAGGUCAAGGUCACAGUGACAAAAAACAUAUUCACACAAUGGCUGUCACUACAACGGAGAGCCCAUAUGGGGGCAUGCAUGUUUUACAAACAGCCCUUGUUAAAUAUUGCAAUUAUGACAUGCUUAUAUUUUAAAAAUGAAAUGAAACCAUCCCUUUCAGUGUGCAUCAUGCAAAUACAGUGAUGGUUUACUUAUUCUGUAUUUUUUUAUAAUUUUCUUUUGCAUUUUUGGAAAUAUUUACAGACUUGUGAAUGUUUUGUUGAUAAUUUAUCAUUUUCAUAAAAUGUUGGCAAUGUAAAGAAGUUUGGCCGAUUACAAUGAAAAUCGAAUGGUUGUUUUCUUGUUGAUAUUCAAAAUACAUUGCAUAAUGAAUACCUGUUAUAUGUGCUACUAAGCACUUUGUUUUACACACAUUUCUGUUUUGUUUUUUGUGUGCACUUUAUGACUAAUGCGUUAUCAAAUUCAUAUGUGUUGGUGCGUUUAAGGUAUAAUAUGUCAUUUUACUCAAUGAUAACUAUGAUGUUGGAUAGAAAAUAAAUCGGGUUGUGUAGCUUUUGAUUUCUGCUUUUCUUAGUUUUAAAAAACUAAAGAUGAAAUCUUCAGUUAUGAACUGAAUACAAAUCCAUAUAAUAUUUUACUGUCCAGUACCAUUGAUAUCUUGUUCUAUUAAAAGCUUAUACUUAAAUGUCCUGUAUUAAAUUAAGAAGGCGUUGAUAAAAUAUCAUUUUAGCUCACCUGAGCUUUUGGGAUCACCUUUUGUCCAUGGUGCGUCGUCCGUCAUCAAAAGUUUGCCUUGUGAACACUCUAGUGGCCACAUUUAUUGUCUGAUCUGCAUUAAACUUGGUCAGAAGAUUUGUCUCAAUGAUAUCUUGGUCGAGUUAGAAACAGGGUCAUGCUGGGUCAAAAAAAAGAGAAAAACCUUGUUAACACUGUAGAAGUCACAUUUGAUGCCCAAUCUUCAUGUAACUUUGUCAAAAUGUUUGUCUUAAUGAUAUGUUGGUUGAGUUCAAAAAUGGUUCUGGUCUGUUUAAAAACAUGGCCACCAGGGGGCGGGGCAGUAUUCCUUAUAUGGCUAUGGAGAAACCUUGUGAACACUCUAGAAGUCACAAUUUUUGUCCAAUCAUCAUUAAACUUGGUCAAAACAUUGGUUUCAUUGAUAUCUCGAAUGAGUUCGAAAAUGGUCCAGAUUGGUGAAAAAACAUUGCUGCCAGGGGGAGGAGCAGUUUUCUCGAUAUGUAUAUAGUGAAAACAUGUGAACACUCUAGAAGUCACAUUUGUGGUACAAUGUUCAUGAAAUUGGUUAGAAUAUUUGUUUCCUGGAUGCGAGGGUUGAGUUCGAAAAUGGUUCGGAUCGGUAAAAAAACAUGGCCUCCAGGCUCCAGGGGGGGGGGGGGGAUAAUUUUCCUUAUAUUAAUAUCGUAAAAAAAAAUACAUGUGAACACUCUAGAAGUCACAUUUUUUGCCUAAUGAUCUUGCAAUAUUGUAUAAACAUUGAUUUUAUAGAUAUCUUAGACGAGUUUUAAAAUGGUCAUGAUCGGUGGAAAACAUGGCCGCCAGGGGGUGGGGCAUUUUUCUCUAUAUGUAUAUAGUGAAAACAUUGUGAACAGUCUAGAAGACACAUAUUUUGCCCAAUCUUCAUGAAAUUUGGUCAUAAUAUUUGUUUUCUGGAUACAAUGGUUUAGUUCGAAAAUGGUUCGAAUCUGGAAAAAAAAACAUGGCCACCAGUGGGGGGGGUCAUUUUCCUUAUAUUUACAUAGUAAAAAAAGCUUGUGAACACUCUAGAAGUCACAUUUUUUGCCUAAUCAUCAUGAAAUUUGGUCAAACAUUGAUUUGAGGAUAACUCGGACUAGUUCGAAAAUGGUCGUGAUGAUCAUUUGAAAAACAUGGCUGCCAGGAGGGUGAGACAGUUUUCUCUAUAUGUAUAUAGUGAAAACAUGUGAACAGUCUAGAGUACACAUUUUUUGCCAAUCUUCAUGAAAUUUGGUCUGAACAUUUGUUUCCUGGAUAUGACGGUUGAGUUUUAAAAAUGGUUCGGAUCGUAAAAAAAUAUGGCCACCAGGGGGGGGGUAACUUUUUCUUAAGAUUUAUAUAGUAAAAAAGCUUGUGAAUACUCUAGAAGUCACAUUUUUUGCCUAAUCAUCAUGAAAUUUGGUCAAAGCAUUGGUUAUGUGGACAUCUCGGAAGAGUUUGAAAAUGGUCAUGAUCAUUUGAAAAACAUGGCUGUCAGGGGUAGGGGCAGUUUUCUCUGUAUGUACAUGUAUAUUGUGACAACAUGUGAACAGUCUAGAAGACACAUUUUUUGCCCAAUCUUCAUGAAAUUUGGUCAUAACAUUUGUUUCCUGGAUAUUUCGUUCGAGUUCGAAAAUGGUUCGAAUCAGUAAAAAAACAUGGCCACCAUGGGGGGGUCUUUUUUUGUUUCAUAGUGUUCCUUUCUGAAGAGAUUAUUAUGAUGAUGAUUGGUUGGGGAUGAAGUACAACAAACAUAUUUAUGCCAUAUGAAAACCCUUUAUUAAAUAUUCUCAAAAGUUUAAGUAGUAAUAUUGAUUUCACAGACAAUUACUUAGGGGAGAAACAACUGUAUAUAACUUGAAUUGUGUUUGACCUUCAAUCAUGAAUGCAUGGCUUUUCAGGAAUGCACUAUUAUUUUUCCAAUGAUCCCAUUUAUUCACCUGCUUAUCAGCAACUAAUUAAUUCUCUAUUGACUGUGUCUGAAUUGUUCUGGUACAGUAGUAUUCAUUGAUGCCUUUUGAAAUGGUAAUGUGAUGUAACAGGCUUGCAGCUUAAAUGCCCUUAGUCCCUAGAAAUAGGCCCCAACUGGGAACUCACAUCAAAGACCUUCUGACUGAUAAUAGUGGCACACAAAUUGUUAUGGCACGCAGUUUAUGGAUGAGUUCGGUAGUUAUUGGUGUGAUUAUCAAAGAUUUGCGUUUUAAAUAGGGUUGAUUGUUGUUUUAAUUGGAAAUAUCAUUGCAAGGUGUGUGAAAAUAGUUCCAGUUUGUUUAAAAGCAAGGCCCUGAGGUGGGAUUUCUUUGUAUUGCUAUAGUGAAACAUUGUGAACUCUCUAUAAGUCUCAUUUUAGUUAAAUCUUAAUGAAACAUGCUGAGAACAUAUUUAUGUUCCUAUAAUAUAUUGAUUUACUUUGAAAAUGGAUCCGGUGCUCUGAAGAGCAUGGUUUCCAGGGGCGAGCGAAUUUCUUCUUGUGAACCUGGUGAUAAUAUUUAUAUUUCAUGAAGUACUUUUAUUAUUUUGAACUCCACCUUCCCAGAAUAGUUUUGUUCCUUCAGGUCUCAGGUGAGCACGUUAGGGCCCAUGGCCCUCUUGUUUAAAGAUGUUCGAUUUUUUUUUAAUUACUAUCACAAUAAGCAUAGCAUUUUUCUUGUGAAAUGUUAUAGAUUUUGUGCAACUUUUCUGUCACUGAGAAGUUUCUUUUUUAUAACAAAUUAUAUAUCUGUGUCAUCUAGUUUUUGUACAAAAAUGAGUGUCUUUAUUUAUUAUUUAUUCACUGACUUGUUAAAGAAUCUUCUAAUACUCAUGAUAUGUGAUUGGAAACUCUUCACAGAAGCAUUCACUAAAGGAAUAAUUUUCUCAAAAACCAUAACUAUGUUGUAUUCAUCUUAAUUGACCAAGCAAAAAGGGUAUGGAAGGCAUUUUUUGCAUUAUCAAAUGUGGUAAAACAAUGAUUUAAAUUAAUAACAUUAUAAAACAUUUUUAGGAAGUACAGGUUGUUUUAUUUGGAUAAUUACUGUUUAAUGUAUUGUAGUUUAUUAGAUCAACUAGAGAAUUUGUUAUAUUAAUUUUACUUACAUUGACAAAAUCAGAAAUGUUUUGUUUUCACAUGAAUUCAAACAAUAUUUUUUUUUAACAGCAAAAACAAAUAAUUUGUUUUGAAGCCAUAUGCUCCUAGUUUGGUAUGCUACUAUAGAUUUAGAUAGUCAUAUAUAAUAUAUUCAUUCCAAACAUUAGUUGCUACAAAAAUUUAAUUACAUGUUUUGAUUCUCUGGAACCAUGCCAAAAAAAUAGCCACUCCAUAUGAGCUUUCAACAGUACCACACAAUUACUUGUUGCUGAUUUUAAAUAUAUCAGACAGAUGAUUUUCUGAUUAUUUAUGAGUACAUUUGUAAGAUAUGAUAACACUUGAGACAGUAGCAUCUUGAAAAUGUCAUGUAAUGCUUAGCUACAUUGUUACUUUGUUUGUGAGUUAAGAUGAGCGUGCGAUAACCAUUGACUACAUUUGAAAAUUGUUGUGCGCAAAUAUUACUGUAUCGCUUUUUAGCCAAAGUAUGUAGCUUGUAUUAUUUGUCCGGGUACUUUGUCUUUAACUCUUUUUUAUACUGUUUCAAGAAGUUUAUGUACAGCCCCUGAUGCACAUUUUUUUUUUUUUGCCUUUAGUCUGAGAAACAUUUGAAUAAUUAAGUCCCGAGUUGUUUUAGACAAUUUUAAAGACACCCCAUGUUUGUUUCAUGGUUUUAAGUAAAUUUCAAAUAUAAUUGUCUCUGUAAAACCAAAUAAAUUCUUGGAAUACAGUGAAACCAUUAUUAUUUGUGAAGCAUUAAUUUUUGUCUAUUUCAUCAGUGUACUGAUAAACAAAUUUAAGAUCCUAACGUAUAUGGAAAAUCUCUAUUACAAGUUAAAAUUUUAUUUCAUAUGUUUAAUACAAUAUAGGUUUUGUAUUCUUACAUAUGUAUUUGUACAGUGUUUUAUGGAAAUACAGAGACAUUGUUUAAAUUAUUAAGCAUAGUAUAUAACAAAUAAAAAAACUGCAUUUCUGUAAAUAAAGACCUAAUUGUGAUCUAUUGCCAAACACUGUACCUGCCGUAUAUUUAUUUUUAUGUCAAUAGUUUUGGAAUGACACUGCACAGCACAUUUGCUGUAAAUUUUUAGGAAUAAAUGUUCACUACAUAAAGAUAAGGUUGAUCAUACCUUCAUGUUGACAAAUUUACACGUAUUAAUGAUGUUUCAAGUUGGAAUUACAUCUUUAAUCUUUUCCUGGAAAAAGUAAAAAUAUGAUCUGAUGUCUUCUUUAGGAAAGCAGAAGAACAGUUAUGAAAAGGGUUGAAGACAUAAGCACAGACGGUUUUGAUUGUUUAUUGUGACAAGUGUUUGGCUAUGACUGUUUACAAUUCUCAUUACUGAUAAGGGGUAUAUAACCAACAAAUUUGUUGGGAAUAUAUCAGAUUUUUUAUGAAGAAAUAUGUAAUAAAAUAUUAGUAGGAAA